AUGGCCAUUGGCACAAGUUUCGUUAUUACAAAAAAGGGUUUGAUGCAUGCAUCCGAACAACAUGGCUUUGAAGGCGAAGGGUUCUCAUACUUGAAGAGUCCGAUUUGGUGGGCGGGUGUUAUUGCACUCGCCAUUGGAGAAAUUGCCAAUUUCGCCGCAUAUGCUUUUGCGCCCGCAAUUCUAGUGACCCCGCUUGGUGCGCUGAGUGUUCUGAUCGGUGCGGUUCUAGGCUCAUAUAUCCUGAAAGAGCGAUUGGGAACACUAGGUAAAUUGGGCUGUGCGAUGUGUCUUUUAGGCUCAGUCGUUAUUGUCCUCCAUGCUCCCCCCGACAAGCCCGUCGAAACCAUUGACGAUAUCCUCGGAUAUGCCGUGAAAUUCCCUUUCCUUCUAUACUGCUUGGCAGUCGCAAUCUUCUCGACAUUGAUGAUAUACCGAGUCGGUCCGUUGCACGGAAAGAAGAAUCCCCUCGUUUACAUCUCGAUCUGUUCCACUGUCGGCUCAGUUUCCGUCAUGUCGGUCAAGGCCUUUGGCAUUGCGGUGAAACUGACUCUUGGUGGAAAUAACCAAUUUGUGCAUGCAUCUACAUAUGUCUUUGCUAUUGUCACUGGUUUCUGCAUUUUGACUCAAAUGAACUAUUUCAACAAGGCAUUGAACUCAUUCCCAACCUCCAUUGUGAAUCCCCUCUAUUAUGUUACUUUUACGACCGCUACGCUCUGCGCUUCCUUUAUUCUAUUCCAGGGAUUCAACACCACAGAUGCAGUCAACACCAUCUCCCUACUCUGCGGCUUCCUCAUCAUCUUCACCGGCGUAUAUCUUCUGAACCUAUCCCGACACGAUCCCGACGGACGAAACCUCUCCCACUCCAAGCUCGACGACGAGGGCGUACCAACCGACGGCAUCGCAAGCUUCCAAACACGGCGAUCCAUGCAAUCCCGCCGAAGUUCCUCUAGCAUCGCAUUCCUCAACGGCCACGGAGACCGCGAGGGUCUUAUCCACUCGUACGAUCUCGAAAAUAACUCCGGCAUUGGUCUGAAUGAUUUGGCAGAGGAUACGGAUGGUGAACCUGGUCCGACUGUUCCGCACGGAGACAACGAGACAGCAAAGCAUACCAGACAUAAUAGUCAAAUUUGA
Molecule: messenger RNA, 1131 nt
Organism: Penicillium angulare
Lineage: Eukaryota; Fungi; Ascomycota; Eurotiomycetes; Eurotiales; Aspergillaceae
Product: DUF803 domain membrane protein
Exons: 7
Coding region: 1-1131 (376 amino acids)
Biological process (GO): magnesium ion transport
Cellular component (GO): membrane
Molecular function (GO): magnesium ion transmembrane transporter activity
Source: RefSeq, a predicted model, not a curated record